GCAAGGAUUACCCUGGACGAGGUAAGUGUGGGAAGGAUUACAUUAAGUAUGGCUCUUUGCUACAACAGUCCAGGGCCAUAUAAAAUAUCAAAUAAUAUAUAUAUAUAUAGCUAGAUAGAGACUGAUGACCUAUACCAUAUCUGCUGCUCAUUCAUGUUGUGCAAAGCUUAACCAGAUCGCAUAUUAUGUCUCUCUGUAAUAAAAAAAAACCGUCCUAUCGUAAGAAUGGGACUGAAAAAAAUUUUGUUGCAAUGGUUGGCAACUAGUUCACAUCAUAAACCACACAUGAUACGAAGACACCUUGGGAUCCAAUUCAAAAGGUUCUAUUCCCUAGCUCCACAGCUCCACCCUUUGCUUGUGCUGAGAGCCCAAACCCUAGUUCAAGAUAAAAAAGAGCUCGAAUCAAAACUAGAAACCUAUGAUGCUGAGCUCCAACUCAAAUUCGAUAAAAUCACAGACAUAAUAGAUAGAUAUGAUAGAUUAAAUACGGUACAAUCAGAAAUCAACGAGCUCGAACAAAUAGCACAGGAUCCUUCUGAUGAAGAACUUGCCAAUGAAGCCAAUAAGGAGUUGGAUAAACUCGUUCCUGAAGCUGAAAGUUUGGUGGAAAAUCUCACCAAUAAGUUACUUCCACCUAUAAAACAUGCAGAACGAGGAUGUAUUCUCGAACUUAGACCUGGUGUUGGAGGAAGUGAAGCAGGAUUAUUCACGGCAGACUUGAUGAAUAUGUACAUUGGUUUUGCUUCCGUUAACGGCUGGAAAUAUAAAGUUGAAGGGAAACUGAGUGGUGCAGGUGUUGUCAAUGAAGCAAUUUUGUCAAUUGAUACUCCGGGUACAUAUGAUAUUCUUCGUCACGAAAGUGGGGUGCACCGAGUACAAAGAGUCCCACAAACAGAAACCAAGGGAAGAGUUCAUACCCUGACAGCGGCAGUUGUUGUCUUGCCCAAAUUAUCUGAAGGGAACGAGGCAUCACUUAAAGAAGAUGAACGUCAAUUUAAACCAGGAGAAGUGAGAAUAGAUACAAUGCGAGCUGGUGGUAAAGGUGGACAACAUGUGAACACGACUGAUUCUGCCGUCCGUUUGGUUCAUAUACCAACCGGAGUAACUGUGAUACAACAAGAUGAGCGUUCGCAACCUCAAAAUAAAGCCAAGGCGUUUGCAGUUCUUCGAGCUAGACUAGCUGAAUUAGAAAGAGUUGAAGAAGUAGCAAAGCAAAAGGCCAUGAGAACCGAUCAAGUCACCACUACUGAUCGUGGUGACAAGAUUAGAACAUACAAUUACCCGCAAAAUAGAAUUACUGAUCAUAGAUGUGGGUUUUCAUUACACGAUGUACCAGGAUGUAUGAAUGGGACUAAGUUGGGUGAGUUGAUUUCCCAAGUGGAAAGUUGGGAAUUUAAGGAACGUAUGCAAGAUAUGAUUGCGGUCGAAGCUGCAAAAAAGUAGGGUCUAGCCCCAGGAUAUAUUUUAUACCAAGAAACAAUUGUAAAUAGGGUGUAUAAUUUUUAUAUACAGGCUAGAAAACGCGUCAAAAUCACAAUAGUUUGAUUAUAC
This is a messenger RNA of Spathaspora passalidarum NRRL Y-27907, 1551 nucleotides long. RefSeq lists its product as uncharacterized. The coding region runs from base 226 to 1443 and encodes 405 amino acids. NCBI's taxonomy places the organism in Eukaryota, Fungi, Ascomycota, Pichiomycetes, Serinales, Debaryomycetaceae. Gene Ontology annotation, molecular function: translation release factor activity. The transcript has a single exon. The record is from RefSeq and is a predicted model, not a curated record. Gene Ontology annotation, biological process: translational termination.